GAAAUUAUUAAUGCAAUAAUAAGGAUAAGGAAGUACCAUUUAAGAUUUCAAUGUUUUGGAGAAAUUGGGAGAAGGUUCAUUUUCUUCAGUUUACAAGGUAUGGGUAUAGAAAAUAUUAAGGUGUAACGAAAAUCGGAUGGUUAAUAUUAUGCAAUGAAAAAGGUGGGUAUAUCUCAGUAGACAUAUAAAGAGAGAGAGAAUGCUUUAAAUGAAAUUCGUAUUCUAGCAUCACUUGACUCUCCAUACAUAGUUGAAUUUAAGGAUUCCUUUCUAGAUUCUGAAGGCAAGACGCUGUAUGUAAUAAUGGAAUUUGCAUCUGGCGGAGACUUAAAUAGUUUAUUAAAGCAAGGGAAGAUGAAAGGAGGAGUAGAAGAAGUAGAAAUUUGGAGAGUCUUAACUUAAAUAACUUUGGGAGUAAAGAUGUUGCACGACAACAAUAUCUUGCAUCGAGAUUUAAAAUUGGCAAAUGUAUUCAUAGGCAAAUCACCAGAAGGGAAUAUCUACAAAAUAGGUGAUUUGAAUAUAAGUAAAGUCACUCAUGGAGCCAAUGCUAGAACUUAAGCAGGAACACCUUGUAUCAUAAACAUAUUAAUUAAUUAGAUUAUGCAUCUCCAGAAGUUUGGAAAGGUGAAUAGUAUUCUUGGCCUUGUGAUAUAUGGUCUAUUGGAUGUAUCAUUUAUGAAUUAGCAGCUUAAUAACCUCCAUUCAGAGCUGCUGAUCUUUAAUCUUUAAGUAGAAGAAUUCAAACUGGUGUUUAUGAUUCAAUCCCAGCAAAAUACAGUAAAGAUUUAUCUGAAGUCAUCAAAAUGAUGUUAUAAGUCAAUCCUCGUAAUAGACCUAGUUCUGAUGCAAUCCUUAAAAAUCCUAUUGUUAUAAAAAAUAGUGGCUCACUUUUAGUUGAAGAAGAAGUAGGAGGCAAAAAAAUGGCUAAACUCUUAUAAACUAUUAAGUUACCUUACAAUUUAAAGUAAUUAAAAGGUAAUCUUCCAAAACCUAAUUAUGAAAAUAAAAUCAAAAGAUCUAAUUCAUAAUCAGGAAUUAGAGUCAAUACUGAUAUCAGCCAAACACCAUAACCUGUUAAAAAAUAACCAGAAGAUAUUAAACCACCACCUCAAUAAGUUUAAAGACCACCAUAAUAACAACAACCUUAAUAAUAAUAAUUUAAUAAACCUCCUCUACUUAAGCCUCCUGUUGCUCAACCACCAAAACCAUAAUAACCUCAAACUCCUUAAUAAUUAUACAAUAAAGUCUAAUAAUAAGAAUAGAGAUUAUUAGGAUAAUAAAAGUAUUACUUUUUUUCAUUUCUAUUUAGAUAUUCAAAUGUUCCAUCAUAAAAUUAAUAAUAGAUUACUCCUAGAGCUUAAUCUCCAAGAGGAAACUAAUAAUAGAGUUAUCAAAAAAAUGCUGCUGGCAUGCCCUCUGGAAUGAGAAGAUAAUAUAGUGCUGGCCCUAUUGGAAGAAGAUGA
Molecule: messenger RNA, 1466 nt
Organism: Paramecium sonneborni
Lineage: Eukaryota; Ciliophora; Oligohymenophorea; Peniculida; Parameciidae
Source: the annotation of a GenBank genome assembly